Molecule: messenger RNA, 1074 nt
Organism: Amblyraja radiata (thorny skate)
Lineage: Eukaryota; Metazoa; Chordata; Chondrichthyes; Rajiformes; Rajidae
Product: mucin-19-like
Exons: 7
Coding region: 1-1074 (357 amino acids)
Source: RefSeq, a predicted model, not a curated record
AUGCGGUUCUUAUCAGCGGUGCCUAUACCAGGCAAGUCCCAAGCUGUUGUGGGCCUCCUGCCAUCUCCUUCCUUGGAUGCCAUGUCCCUCACCUCGCCCGUCCACCUUUGCUCCCCGGGGGUACCUCCCACAGCCAAUCACAAAGGUGUGGGAGAAGAAAUACAUUUGGAAGAUGGGAAAGUAAAAGUGUUUGGUGGAAAUACAAAUUCAAGUUGCACAGUUGAUUCUUAUUCACUUCACACUGUUGGGCUUUAUUUAAGCCUGACAUUCACCAAUGGAAUCACUGUGAUUUGGGACAAGCACACAAGGUUCUCAGUCACACUUGAUAAACACUGGAAGGAUAAAGUGUGUGGUCUCUGUGGAAACUUCAAUGAUAACACUGAAGAUGAUCUUAAAACAAGAUUUAACUCUCUGGCAAGCAAUUCAAUUGAGUAUGGAAACAGUUGGAAGUCUACAGAUUCCUGCCCAAGUUCAGUAACUCAAUCAUUCCCCUGUGAGGAAAAUCCAUUCUGUUCACCCUGGGCAACAAAGAAAUGUUCCAUAAUUAAUAAUCCAAAUGGAGAGUUUCAACAAUGUCACAGUAAGGUUGACCCUAACCCAUACUAUGAAGCUUGUCUCCAAGAAGCUUGUGCUUGCGAUAAAGAGGGGAAGUACCUGGGUUUCUGUACUGCUGUAGCAGUAUAUGCAGAGGCUUGUAAUAAAGCUGGUGUUUGUAUUCGCUGGAGAACUCCUGAACGAUGUCCUGUUUACUGUGACUAUUAUAAUGACGACAAUGAAUGUAGCUGGCACUACAAGCCAUGUGGAACAUUGACAGCUAAAACAUGUUCGGAUCAUACAAUUAAAAAAAAGCUCUCUGCAGUUAUUGAAGGCUGCUAUCCAAAGUGCCCAGAGACGGCUCCUUAUCUGGAUGAAAAUAUCAUGAAAUGUGUCCGUCUCCAUCAGUGCACCUGCCUUUACAAUGGGCAAAUAUAUCAUGCAAAUGAAAACAUAAUUGACUGUGGAAACUGUGAAUGCACUGAUGGAAGAGUCAUAUGUGGUGAGCAAACUUUCUUUUUCAAUAACUUAACUGUAUAA